Messenger RNA from Pecten maximus, 3093 nucleotides. RefSeq lists its product as uncharacterized. The transcript has 9 exons. The record is from RefSeq and is a predicted model, not a curated record. NCBI's taxonomy places the organism in Eukaryota, Metazoa, Mollusca, Bivalvia, Pectinida, Pectinidae. Bases 210 to 1001 code for a protein of 263 amino acids.
GGCGUUACACAUCGGAAUGCGAGGGAGCUGUUCUGAUUGGUCGUUAGAGUGAGCGGGUGAAUGUGUGCGCAUACUUAACAUCUUGAAUACCCCAGCACGUUUUCAUUAUCAUUCCAGCCAUGACUCUUCGGGAGAAAAGCUGUGUGAUUGUGUGAUCAUCUGUCCCUGUUGGUUUUAUGUUCUGUCAGUGGAAACAUCGCUGAGAAGCCAUGGCAGCUGUAGAAAAGGUCUCGGCGGAGAUGACAGAUCAAAUUAAAGUAGAAUAUAUAGAUGAAAACAAACAUUCCGCCACGACAUCUACCACCCAUGCAGCUGAAGUGACGCCUGAAAGUAUACCAACCACUGCCAGCUCGGGAACUGUUAUAAAAUCCGAAGAACCGGAAUAUGUACCAACAAACACUAGUAGUUCAAGUAGCGGAACUAUAACAAAGCCUACCAAUCCUACAAAACAAAAUCAACCAAAUGCUAGGAAAGACAACCAUCAAAGGAAACGUUCAAAUGACAAAAAAACGGAGGACACGAAAGGAACGUCGAAAAGAACACAUAUCAUCAUCAUUACAUCACUGGUAUGCACGUUUGUGGGAUCGGCCUCAGGUCUGAUUGUGCUUUAUUCCCAUCUUAAUGAAAAAGACGCCAGACAAGUGAUUGAGAGCCGUUUUCGCCAGGAAUCCUAUCAUGAUGAACCGACGGCCACGGACAAGUGUCAAAUGGAAACUAGAAGCGCUGUACAAAGUUGCUUUAAUGCAAGCGACUACUUCGAGGAAGAAGAGAAUCAGGAAAAAUGCAUAUAUUUGGAGAGUGUUGGGGAAUGUGUUAUGGAAAGAAGUGAGAGUGAUAAUGAAACAAAUUGCUCGGAGCUGGUAGAUAUACUUCAAAGCUUUCAACUUGAAGACUCUUUAUUUAAUAUAGCGGAGGCGUACCUUCAAAUCGAUGUACGGCAAUGCUCAUUUUACAAUGGCAGUGCUGUAGCCAGUGUAAUGGAGAAAGGGCAUACCACAUAAUGUAGAUCAACAUAUUUCCGCCAUCAAACACCUUUUAAACCUAAAUUUCUUGACAGUAUAAAUGAAAUGUGAUGAGAAGUAAUUCCAAAUCCACAAUAGCGACAAAUUGUAUCUAAUUUCUAGAAAGGACUCCAAUACAAGACUUCGGGGCAAUGUGUUUCAUUAUCCUUCGUUGUAAUUAUAUCUGAUUUAUCAAUUGUCGAAUGUUAACACUAUCAUUCUCAUAUGUAAGAUAUAUUUGUCUCAUGUGGAACACCUAUGUGGGAUAUUUCUAUCCCACAUAGGUGCACCGAGUGACUUCAGGUUCGGGACUACUUUUUAAUUGUGUAACGUCACUGGGAAAACCCUUGUUUUUUUUUUUUUAUAUGUAUGAUAACUUUCACAAAUGCACGGUAUCAUUUUUCUAUAUGUCUUUAGAAAAUUUUUUUUUUUGAUCAUUGACCUAUAAACUCAUAGGUUAUAUUGUUAAUGUUUGUCGAGAAUUUAUUUUUUACAGCGGAGGACUAGAAAGUUUUCGUUGUGCAAGCAAGCAUAGGCGGAGGAAUAUGACGUGAUGUCAAACAUCAGUUGGAAGUUUCCGGAAAGCCGAUCACCUCUGACAAACAUUAAUAUAUAUUUGUUGCUAUCUUGACAGUCAGCUUAUGUUGUAUGGUAUACCGGCUUUUUUCUCAUCUUUCCAAAUAUGCAAAUUGUUUUAUUGUCGGUCAACGAUAAAGUUUCUAUAUGGUUUUGCCAUGUUCGAUCGAUUUCCCAAGAAUAAUAGUCCACCAUAUGUUCGAUCUAAUUAAAAUAUAGAUGGUCAUUCUCACUACGUUACAUGUGUCCGAAUUUGCAUGACUAAAGUGCAUAGCCUUCAUUCAAGUAAUUUCUACCUACAAAGCAAUUUGCUUCAGAUGCAUGCUGUGACGAAAUGGGUUGCUUCGAUGACAUCAUCAAAUUGGUAAUUCGCCCUGAAAGUGAAAUACACACAUUUCAAAGGUCAUCAGAACGUGACCCCUUAUGGGAUGUUGUUAGAUGUUCAUGUAACGUAGUGAGAAUGGCCAUCUAAAUUUUAAUUAGAUUGUCAUAUGUUAGGUAUGCGGGAUAGGGCAAUUUUACAUUCUAAAUUCCCCUAUCCCACAUACCUACAUAUGAUGGACUAUAUUAGUAAUAUUCAUAUUAUUAAUUGACGCAUCAUGUGUAGUUAAACACUUACGUCUCGCCCUUAAAUCAACAUUUUUCUUGAUUUUGACACAGGUGUUUGCAUAUAAAUUUUUUAUUUCAAAACUUUUGAAAUUACAUUUUUCCAGAUAUCUCCGUGUGCAUUUUGUUCGAAAAAAUGGUUCGGGUAUCUGAAGGGUUUCGCGUAGCUAACGAUGACAUUUUUAUUUAUUAUAUAUUUACUUUAAACGUGUGAGUCCUGUGCAUGACAUUAUACAUGAAAAACAAUCGAAGGCAGAGUGCCCAUUCUACAGUCACAUACAUGUACAUGUUGGCCUAGGCCUUUCAUAUUUGAAAUGCAUAAAUAUUCUAUUUUCACAAAGUUAACCAGUUCUCGUCAGUUUACUAAAAUAAGGACAAAAAGAAAGCAAUGUAUUGAAAAAAUGCAACCAAUACUGCUAGUCAACAAGAUGCACAAAUUAAAAAAUAUUAAGCAGUGAUGUAUACGUACAUGUUAUAAUGAUAAUCUCAUUUCAAGUCCGUGCAAGCGCCUGUGGAUUUUAGAUUAUGUUUAGGAAGGUUUUUUAUGUGACGUAAGAUCGACUCCAGCAAGUAUGUAUAAUAAGCCCCCUUGUAGUCUACAAUGUGAUCUUGGAUGAAUUCUGUUUCAUAAUUCCAUGAACAUUUUCGUACAUUUCAUUUUUGACGAGUGAAAUUUAUAUAUCAUUGUGGUCGUUGGUCUCUGCUAACAAUUUGUGUUCCGACAUAUGUGUCGACCAAGCAUUUAAUGUAACAUUUCUCUGUACUUUAUUAGUUUAAAACAAAUUUCAAUUGCUUCUUAAAUCAUUAAAUCAAGCAAAAAUAUAAGGGAAUAUAAGGAUAGUUAAAAGAAAAUCUCACCUCUCCUUCCAGACUAUCUCUUUCACGAAUAAAUAUUUGGACAUUUUGAAAA